AUGGAUUAUGUAUCAUCAUUAUUUAAACAUAUCAAAUUUCAUAAACUCUCCAGAGUAGCAAAUGUAUUAAAAUCCGAUGAAUUUGUUGUAGAAUUUAUGAUCACGCCUGAAAUGUUAUUACGAAUUGAAUUUAACGUUUUGCUAUAUUUGGCAAUUGCAAAUGGAUGGGCAACAGUAACAAAUCGAAAAUUAGAAGAAGCUUUAAUGAAAUCCUAUAAUCGGAAACAUCGUCCAGUAAAAAAAGAUUCGACAACAAUGCAAAUUCAAAUUUACCUGUUAAUUGGACAUAUUGAAAAAGUGGAUGAGAAUGAACAAACGAUGUUACUUCAUGGAUUAUUGUGGACAUCAUGGAUUGAUGAAUAUUUGAAAUGGGAUCCGAGUAAAUACAAUAAUACAAGACGUAUUACAAUUGAAACUUGGAAAAUUUGGCAACCUGCUCUUUCACUUUAUAAUUAG
This is a messenger RNA of Loa loa (African eye worm), 456 nucleotides long. RefSeq lists its product as hypothetical. Gene Ontology annotation, cellular component: neuron projection; membrane; synapse. Bases 1 to 456 code for a protein of 151 amino acids. Gene Ontology annotation, molecular function: neurotransmitter receptor activity; transmembrane signaling receptor activity; extracellular ligand-gated monoatomic ion channel activity. Gene Ontology annotation, biological process: signal transduction; monoatomic ion transmembrane transport; chemical synaptic transmission. The transcript has 3 exons. The record is from RefSeq and is a predicted model, not a curated record. NCBI's taxonomy places the organism in Eukaryota, Metazoa, Nematoda, Chromadorea, Rhabditida, Onchocercidae.